GCUUGGAAAGUAAAUUACAGAUCUGUCCAUCAGCAAGCCAUCAGAAGGCUUGCUGGAAGCUCUUGCCACUGCGACUAAAUAGCCCCGCAGCGCAAAGCUUCCGCGAUCCACAUCAUGAUGUCCCUCUGACCUUCAAAAAUACGAAGUCUGAAUACCAAACUCACAACCACCUGUUGUGGCUGGGCUGUGCACAGGUCGCCCUCCAAAAUAAAAUAAAAAGUACAGCAACAAUACUUCAACAAAGGUUUAGCGCCACCACUCGUGGCAAGGCAACACUUGGCAAGCGAGGCCUCACGGAAACACUGUAAAUCAAACAGAGCCACUGAGACCAUAAGACCAACAUGUCAAUGUACAGGACUGAUCAAAUUGAAUUCGCCACCUUUGCAAGCAAUUAGGCCCCUAAGGUGGGCGAUGCAGUGACUGCAUGCAUGACAAACCUCCGGUAAGUUCCCUUGCAAUAUGCUUCCUCAGCAUGGGAGCAGUAAUCUGUCAGCUGCCUCCUACUCUCCAUAGAAUGGCAGGAUUCUUCAGAACACUGUCAAUGAUAUACUCAGACACCCGUUUCUGCAAUGCAGAAGUUGCUGGGCAUUUCAAAUUCUCCAGAACAAAGAGAGAGAACCUGCGCUGGCUGCAUGGCCUCAUCGCCUGGAGACGAGCAAUCUUCUCCUGAGAGACAGCUGCUGCGCAGGAUCCUGCUCCAGUGCUUGCCGCUCGCGCACUUCUGGGCUGUUGAGACCAAAAAGGUUCAUCUUGAACUUUGUGUCCCAGUAAUUUGC
Messenger RNA from Coccomyxa subellipsoidea C-169, 776 nucleotides. RefSeq lists its product as hypothetical. The transcript has a single exon. Bases 473 to 670 code for a protein of 65 amino acids. The record is from RefSeq and is a predicted model, not a curated record. Lineage: Eukaryota; Viridiplantae; Chlorophyta; Trebouxiophyceae; Coccomyxaceae.